GUGUCUGGAGGGGGGAAAUGGCGUCUGGGGCGGGUGCCGGUCCCGCUGGGCAGGGUGGCGAGGCGGAUGAGCUCUUUGACGUGAAGAACAGCUUCUACAUCGGGGCCUACCAGGCCGCCAUCAACGAGGCGCAGCGGAUCAAGCCAUCUAACCCUGAGAAGGAAACAGAGAGGGACGUUUUCUUGUUCAGAUCCUACAUUGCCCAGAGAAAAUACGGUGUUGUACUGGAUGAAAUCAAAGCCAAUGCUAGUCCUGAGCUCCAAGCAGUGCGGAUGUUUGCGGAAUAUCUUUCAAAUGAGAGUCAAAGGGAUGCAAUUGUUGCUGAUUUGGACAAAAAAAUGGCAAAAAGUGUUGAUGUGGCCAAUACUACUUUCUUGCUGAUGGCUGCUUCAAUCUAUUUCCAUGACAAAAAUCCUGAUGCAGCUCUACGCACUCUACAUCAAGGAGAAAGUUUGGAAUGCAUGGCGAUGAUGAUCCAGAUUCUUCUGAAGCUUGACAGACUUGAUCUGGCUCGCAAGGAACUUAAGAAGAUGCAGGAGCAAGAUGAAGAUGCGACCCUCACUCAGCUGGCUACUGCCUGGGUGAACCUGGCUAUAGGUGGUGAGAAGUUACAGGAUGCCUAUUACAUCUUCCAAGAGAUGGCAGACAAAUGCUCCUCCACCCUCCUCCUGCUUAAUGGGCAGGCAGCCUGCUAUAUGGCUCAGGGCAAGUGGGAUGAUGCAGAGGGAGUACUUCAGGAGGCACUGGACAAGGAUAGUGGCCAUCCUGAGACCUUGAUCAACUUCGUUGUCCUAUCACAACACUUGGGCAAACCACCAGAGGUUACAAAUCGUUAUUUGUCACAGUUGAAGGAUGCGCAUAAAAAUCAUCCAUUCAUAAAGGAGUAUCAGGCAAAGGAGAAUGACUUUGAUCGACUUGCCAUGCAGUACGCCCCCAGCGCAUGAGGAGAGGGGAACAGGCCAGCAGACCUGCUCUAUGGUACCUGGGAAGUGGGGUUGUUAUUCAGAGCCUUUCUGGUAACGUGGAAAAAUGCCCUUUGCAAGUUGGUCUGACUUAACUCAGUGUGGCAGGGUCUUGCAAUCCAGGAAACCAUUGCUAAAUCUGUAUAUAAUGUGUAGCUACUCAAACUUGGUAGUCAAAAAGCCUGUGUUGUGGCUUCCUUGGGUUUUCAACUCUGUUUAAAAUACAGUGCGAAUCAAGUUUGCAACACUGUACCUUAAACAUUCCUAAUAAAGCCUUUUCUGGA
Molecule: messenger RNA, 1246 nt
Organism: Gallus gallus (chicken)
Lineage: Eukaryota; Metazoa; Chordata; Aves; Galliformes; Phasianidae
Gene: COPE
Product: coatomer protein complex subunit epsilon
Exons: 10
Coding region: 18-944 (308 amino acids)
Biological process (GO): endoplasmic reticulum to Golgi vesicle-mediated transport; retrograde vesicle-mediated transport, Golgi to endoplasmic reticulum; intra-Golgi vesicle-mediated transport
Cellular component (GO): COPI vesicle coat
Molecular function (GO): protein binding; structural molecule activity
Source: RefSeq, marked provisional